CUUAGUGCGCGAGAAAAAAAUGUUCCAACAUUUAAAACUGAGAUCAAGCGGUGUCGUCCAUUAAAUCAGUGCUGUUGUGUUUCAGUAGAUCAUAACUGUUGUCUCCUUUUGAAAUUCAUAUUGUCACGCAGGAAGUAAUAUCUUUGAGCUGUGUUGUGUUCUUGAGAUGGAUCUUUGACUUUUACUGAUAGUAAAUACUAGUUUCAAGUAUUUAAGCAACGAAUUGUAUGAAUUUCACGUUGGUUGAAUUUCAUUUGAGACUUCUUACGCUUGAUGGACCCAACGGACUUAGAGUUCGCGUGGAUCUGGAUUUGGAGCCUCGUAUCAGGCUUCAACUUUUACCUCGCUGUUCACGUGUCAAGGGAAGUGUUUAAACUCUUAAAGCCCCGAAUUCAAAGAACUUAAAUUAUACUGGACUGUUGUUUAAAGAGUGCAUUUAUAUCUGGAAUAAGCUUCUAUUGUUCAGGAAUAAUCAGUCUAUCCUCAUCUUGCACUGAGAACUUUUCAAUCAGUGACCGAAGAAAAAUAAACGCGGAAAAUAAUUGAAAGACCUACAAUGUAAGAUAAUGCCCACUAAACCAAAUUUAGAGGACACUAAGUAUAAGACGUGUAAUGAAUUGCACGGUCAUAUUCCCUCGUUUAAAAUUGAUCAUUUCGAUCGAUUCCGUAGCAUUGGAUUAGAGUUCCGUUCUUCAAUCUGGGAGGCAACGAGUUGGUUACCUCUGAAGAUAUGAUUGCCACUUUUUCAACAAUUAGGAUCACUUUCGGACUGAUCUUCAAAUUGAAGGUAAAAGUGCUGGAUGCCUUAGAAAGUGGUAAUCAAUGGACCACUGGACAAGUGGGUCUCCUUAGGAGCUUGCGUUUUUCCGAAAGUUUGGGUUCGAUAGGAGACGGGGGAUUUUCAGCCAAAGCCAUUGUCAGUUUGUCUGGUGGAAAUGCACUGUCAGGUGUUUGGUCGAGCCAAGCUAACCUUCAAACCUUUCGAUGGACUUCGAGAUGGUGAAAUAUUCGUGGACAAGACGUUUUUGAUCCAGAAGUUCCUCUCGGGUCGCUCGCGACAUAUGCUGGUCACUGCCCCUCGUGGUUCUGGAAAAUCCACGUGCUUGGACAUGGUGCGGAAGUUUGCGGAGAUUGAUGUUUUCGCAAAUGGAACCAUGAAGACGGACAAAUGCACGCACAAGAACUAUAAAAUGUUCGCUGAGAUUGUUCCUAGCUCUGGGAAAUUCUUGAACACUUUUCGGAGGAAGAAGUUCUUCGAGAAACAUUUCGGGGAGUAUCCAGUUAUAUUUUUGAAUCUAGAUAUGAUGGGUGUCAAGACCUAUGAUAGGCACUCCUUGACACAGAAGCUCCUAACUGGCCCAAUAAAAGCAGCAUUUGAAGAUCACUCAUACCUGCUGAAAUCUCCAUUGCUAUCGUCUCACGACAAGGAUCGCAUGACGCUAUUCCUGAACCCUACGCAGGAUAUCCUUAGGGCACAUUUUCAAGUGGGGUCUGGACCGCGAGAGGGUAUAGGGCUCUUGAAGAGACUCUUAAAGCAGCACUUUCAAAGAGACACCAUUGCACUAAUUGACAACAUGGACUCGCAACUUCAGGAGCUGAUUUUCGAUCCCAAACAGCAUUCUGACCGUUCUAUGGAGAAACUGUUUGAGGUUGGUGACAUACUAAGAGCUCUGCCUGACUGGGAUUUGCGUGCAAGGGCUGAACCAACCUACAGGACCCUUGCCAUGGGUGUCUUGCAACCAUUCCACGCUUCUAAACUGUACAAAUAUUUUCCAAGAGCUUACGACGAGCUAAUGGAUACAUUUUUUGUCCUAACCGAUGUUGAGGUCACGACACUUCUCCGGACAAUGGCGUUGACGCACUAUAAAGAAAAUAUUAAGGCUUGGUACGGAGGCUUCCACGCUUCAAACGCCUACAAUCCAUUCUCAGUGUUUCGAUUUUUGGCUGAAGAUGACACCAAAGAAUUCAGGCCCUACUGGACUGAAUUGGUCCCUUUAGAAGUUUUUAAACCAACCUUACGACCGGAGUGUUUUGGUCAACAUAUCAUGCUCUGCCUAAGGAAAGGUGAAUUUCCCGAGUCGUGGUGGAAUCCUAGCCAAUUCUGGAUGGACUAUGGUCACGGAACCCUGCCGAACUCAACGAUUCUUCUGCAAGAUCUUCAAAACCCCUCACUCGAAUCACGCUGCACCAAUGGGGCAGCUUUCGAUGUCCUGAAUUUUCUGAACAACUGCGGUUAUUUGAGCUACGAAGGCUUAAAUAUUAAGAGAGCAACGCAUACGUUCAGGGUGCCGAAUUUGGAGGUGAGGCAGUAUUUGAAAAAGUUACUGUUUGACGCAAUAGCGGAGAAUUCCCCUUGCCAUUGUAACUAUAACUUCAGGGUUGACAUAUUUAAAGGUUUGACCGGGAUCGAUGGGAUGCGCAAAUUCACGGAGACUUUGAUCACACUCCUCGUCCUGUCGGAGCACCACAGCCAACCGAAUAGGACCAAGGAACUAUUCGCCCAUACAGUGAGGGUUCAUCUGCUAAACCCUCCUCCACAGUGUCUUGUUCCUUACGUGAAAACGGGGCCAUCAGAUCAGGAAUGGGAAACCGAGAAACCUUCCAUCUUUGAUCUAGUAUUUGUGGCGGGGAAUAAAAAAGUUGGGUUUGCCGUUAAGGUCCAGCUUGGAGGAGCGGAGCCACCCGCGAGAGUUUCCAGUACAGAGGGUCUUUUGACUUUUGAAUCAGAGCUACAAAAUGAGGUCGAGAAUGUGACAAAGAAAGUGAUCGCGAAUCUUUGGUGUGGAGAAACAUGGUGCGUGUUGAGUUAUUCGCACAAAGCCCAAAAUGACAAACCUAAAUGCGGAGCGUUUCGUAUCGAGAAGAGAAAUAGAUGGCAACCAGAAAUUACGCUUCAGGUAUCAAGAGACUCAACAUCAAAGCCACUUUACAAUCUUAACGGCUCUUUUUCACUGAAAAAUAAUACAAUUCGAACGACAACCACAAAUUUAAACACAUAUAACUAACAUUUUUGAACUGUGCUCCGUGUAUGAUAUCAAAUGGAUAAAACGUCAUUGUGUAUGGUAGUUAAAAGGUACUUCAUUUUUUCAAGACCUUUUAGUGGGCAAAACAUAGUUUUUUAGGUUGUCAAAACACAUUCGCAGAUUUGGCACACCGCUUAGUUGAGGACGUGAUACUUGUGGCGGAGCUCGCAAUGUAAACGAGUUGGUCUGAAAUAUUCAUAUUUUUAUGAAAUCUUUAUUGUAUUUCAAUUGUGUAAAUAAAUAAAAACUUCAGAUUCUUUUUAA
Messenger RNA from Bemisia tabaci, 3287 nucleotides. The record is from RefSeq and is a predicted model, not a curated record. NCBI's taxonomy places the organism in Eukaryota, Metazoa, Arthropoda, Insecta, Hemiptera, Aleyrodidae.